CUCUUGCUCACCCGAGCCUCACAAAGAUAAUCGCUCAGGAAGUGUUUCAGCCAAUCCGGGGCGGCUUUACACUCCGAUUUGCCAGGGCAGCCAAUCGGGGAUGAGCUUUUAUUAGGCGGCCAGAUCAUCAGCCGAAGUGCCAAACCCUUUUUCUGUGAGAACUAGGAGCCUGUCCUCCAUGUUUUAUAAGUAUUGACAUUACACAGUGUUAACAAUGCAUCCACAGAGUCCCAAAUCUGCCAGCCUGUUCUCUCUUCCUAACUGUGGAAAAAUGAGACGGUUGCUUGAACAUUUGUUGGCUUGGCUGAAGAGGAAAUAAAAACAGAACAGGAGGUGGUAGAGGGCAUGGAUAUCUCUACUCGCUCCAAAGAUCCUGGCUCUGCAGAGAGAACAGCCCAGAAAAGAAAGUUCCCCAGCCCUCCACAUUCUUCCAAUGGCCACUCGCCGCAGGACACAUCAACAAGCCCCAUUAAAAAGAAAAAGAAACCUGGCUUACUGAACAGUAACAAUAAGGAGCAGUCAGAACUAAGACAUGGUCCGUUUUACUAUAUGAAGCAGCCACUCACCACAGACCCUGUUGAUGUUGUACCGCAGGAUGGACGAAAUGAUUUCUACUGCUGGGUUUGUCACCGGGAAGGCCAAGUCCUUUGCUGUGAGCUCUGUCCCCGGGUUUAUCACGCUAAGUGUCUGAGACUGACAUCGGAACCAGAGGGGGACUGGUUUUGUCCUGAAUGUGAGAAAAUAACAGUAGCAGAAUGCAUCGAGACCCAGAGUAAAGCCAUGACAAUGCUCACCAUUGAACAGUUAUCCUACCUGCUCAAGUUUGCCAUUCAGAAAAUGAAACAGCCAGGGACAGACGCAUUCCAGAAGCCUGUUCCAUUGGAACAGCACCCUGACUAUGCGGAAUACAUCUUCCAUCCAAUGGACCUUUGUACAUUGGAAAAGAACGCAAAAAAGAAAAUGUAUGGCUGCACAGAAGCCUUCCUGGCUGAUGCAAAGUGGAUUUUGCACAACUGCAUCAUUUAUAAUGGGGGAAAUCACAAAUUGACGCAAAUAGCGAAAGUAGUCAUCAAAAUCUGUGAACAUGAGAUGAAUGAAAUCGAAGUAUGUCCAGAAUGUUAUCUAGCUGCUUGCCAAAAACGAGAUAACUGGUUUUGUGAGCCUUGUAGCAAUCCACAUCCUUUGGUCUGGGCCAAACUGAAGGGGUUUCCAUUCUGGCCUGCAAAAGCUCUGAGGGAUAAAGAUGGGCAGGUCGAUGCCCGAUUCUUUGGACAACAUGACAGGGCCUGGGUUCCAAUAAAUAAUUGCUACCUCAUGUCUAAAGAAAUUCCUUUUUCUGUGAAAAAGACUAAGAGCAUCUUCAACAGUGCCAUGCAAGAGAUGGAGGUUUACGUGGAGAACAUCCGCAGGAAGUUUGGGGUUUUUAAUUACUCUCCAUUCAGGACACCCUACACACCCAACAGCCAGUACCAAAUGCUGCUCGAUCCCACCAACCCCAGUGCCGGCACUGCCAAGAUAGACAAGCAGGAGAAGGUCAAGCUCAACUUUGACAUGACGGCUUCCCCCAAGAUCCUGAUGAGCAAGCCCGUGCUGAGUGGGGGCACAGGCCGCCGGAUUUCCUUGUCGGAUAUGCCGCGCUCCCCCAUGAGCACAAACUCUUCCGUGCACACAGGCUCUGACGUGGAGCAGGAUGCUGAGAAGAAGGCCACGUCCAGCCACUUCAGCGCGAGUGAGGAGUCCAUGGACUUCCUGGAUAAGAGCACAGCUUCACCAGCCUCCACCAAGACGGGACAAGCAGGGAGUUUAUCCGGCAGCCCAAAGCCCUUCUCUCCUCAACUGUCAACUCCUAUCACGACGAAAACGGACAAAACCUCCACCACUGGCAGCAUCCUGAAUCUUAACCUGGAUCGAAGCAAAGCCGAAAUGGAUUUGAAGGAGCUGAGCGAGUCGGUCCAGCAACAGUCCACCCCUGUUCCUCUCAUCUCUCCCAAGCGCCAGAUUCGUAGCAGGUUCCAGCUGAAUCUUGACAAGACCAUAGAGAGUUGCAAAGCACAAUUAGGCAUAAAUGAAAUCUCGGAAGAUGUUUAUACAGCCGUAGAGCACAGCGAUUCGGAGGAUUCUGAGAAGUCAGAUAGUAGCGAUAGUGAGUAUAUCAGUGAUGAUGAGCAGAAGUCCAAGAACGAGCCAGCAGACACAGAGGACAAAGAGGGUUGUCGGAUGGACAAAGAGCCAUCUGCUGUUAAAAAAAAGCCCAAGCCUACAAACCCGGUGGAGAUUAAAGAGGAGCUGAAAAGCACAUCACCAGCCAGCGAGAAGACAGACCCUGGAGCAGUCAAGGACAAGGCCAGCCCUGAGCCUGAGAAGGACUUUUCUGAAAAGGCAAAGCCUUCACCUCACCCCACAAAGGAUAAACUGAAGGGAAAAGAUGAGACGGAUUCCCCAACAGUCCAUUUGGGCCUGGACUCCGAUUCAGAGAGCGAACUUGUCAUAGAUUUAGGAGAAGACCAUUCUGGGCGGGAGGGUCGAAAAAAUAAGAAGGAACCCAAAGAACCGUCUCCCAAACAGGAUGUUGUAGGUAAAGCUCCACCAUCCACGACGGCGGGCAGCCAGUCUCCCCCGGAAACGCCCGUGCUCACCCGCUCUUCCGCCCAAACUCCCGCGGCUGGCGCCACAGCUACCACCAGCACGUCCUCCACGGUCACCGUCACGGCCCCGGCCCCCACCGCCACAGGAAGCCCGGUGAAAAAGCAGAGGCCGCUUUUACCGAAGGAGACUGCCCCGGCCGUGCAGCGGGUCGUGUGGAACUCAUCAAGUAAGUUUCAAACGUCCUCCCAAAAGUGGCACAUGCAGAAGAUGCAGCGUCAGCAGCAGCAGCAGCAGCAGCAAAACCAGCAGCAGCAGCCUCAGUCUUCCCAGGGGACGAGAUAUCAGACCAGACAGGCUGUGAAAGCUGUCCAGCAGAAGGAGAUCACACAGAGCCCGUCCACGUCCACCAUCACCCUGGUGACCAGCACACAGUCAUCGCCCCUGGUCACCAGCUCGGGGUCCACGAGCACCCUUGUGUCCUCAGUGAACGCUGACCUGCCCAUCGCCACCGCCUCAGCCGAUGUUGCCGCUGAUAUUGCCAAGUACACUAGCAAAAUGAUGGACGCAAUAAAAGGAACAAUGACAGAAAUAUACAACGAUCUUUCUAAAAACACUACUGGAAGCACAAUAGCUGAGAUUCGCAGACUGAGGAUCGAGAUAGAGAAGCUCCAGUGGCUGCACCAGCAAGAACUCUCCGAAAUGAAACACAACUUGGAGCUGACCAUGGCGGAGAUGCGGCAGAGCCUGGAGCAGGAGCGGGACCGGCUCAUCGCCGAGGUGAAGAAGCAGCUGGAGCUGGAGAAGCAGCAGGCGGUGGAUGAGACCAAGAAGAAGCAGUGGUGUGCCAACUGCAAGAAGGAGGCCAUCUUUUACUGCUGUUGGAACACCAGCUACUGUGACUACCCCUGCCAGCAAGCCCACUGGCCUGAGCACAUGAAGUCCUGCACCCAGUCAGCUACUGCUCCUCAGCAGGAAGCGGACGCUGAGGUGAACACAGAAACACUUAAUAAGUCGUCCCAGGGGAGCUCCUCGAGCACACAGUCAGCACCUUCAGAAACGGUCAGCGCCUCCAAAGAGAAGGAGACGUCAGCUGAGAAAAGCAAGGACAGUGGCUCGACCCUUGACCUUUCUGGCUCCAGAGAGACGCCCUCCUCCAUUCUCUUAGGCUCCAACCAAGGCUCUGUUAGCAAAAGGUGUGACAAGCAACCUGCCUAUGCCCCAACCACCACAGACCACCAGCCGCACCCCAACUACCCCGCCCAGAAGUACCAUUCCCGGAGCAGUAAAUCCAGUUGGAGCAGCAGCGAGGAGAAGAGGGGAUCGACACGUUCCGAGCACAACACCAGUACCAGCACGAAGAGCCUCCUCCCGAAAGAGUCUCGGCUGGACACCUUCUGGGACUAGCAGCGAGUCGGGACACAAACCACCCAUCCCAUUGGAGAGUUUAAACCCAGACGCCAGGAAAAGAAGAAACAACAAAGGGAGGAGAACAGCCACUGUCAGACUUGAGAACGACAAAACCCUCAGUUGAGCCUGAACCCCGGCGCAGGGGCUGCUACACUACAGGACACCCGGCAUCGGCUUUGACUGCGAACUGUUCACCCAUACGAGCCCUGUGCUUUAGGUGUAAAUAAUGUAUAAUUUGUGGAUGUCAUUGAAACCUAGAGGACCUUCCCCUUUUUAUAUUUGUAUUAACUUUAACUUAUAAAAAAAAAAAAAGAAAAAGAAAAACAAUUAAAAAAAAACCAACCAACCCCAACAACAAAAAGAAUGUUUUGGUAUUGGAGAAGGGAUGGUCAGUUAGCCUGUCUGUCACACAAUGGAAUGGAUACUGGGCCCGGGGACCACUUUCACACUCACAUCCUCAUCCUUGGAUACCCAGGGGAGGGCGAGCCGUUUUUCACUCAUGUGUCUACACAGCAUGUUGGGAUCGGGAGUUUCGGCACAGACUCUAUCCUGUCAAGCCGUUGGCUCCUUUCAGCUACUACAUUACGACGUUCCUAAAACGCAAGCUCUCCGGACCAGAGGGACACAGGGAGAAGCUAGUUUAUUUCACGUGAUUGAAAUGAUGACUCUACUCCUAAAAGGGAAAAACCAUGUCCUUGUUUACAGAAGAGAAACCGAAACAAGCCCUACUCAGCUCAGUCACAGAAGAGGAGAACAUAGAAAGUGUUAGGAUCAUGAACUCUGAAAAAAAAGAAAUCUUUGCUUUGUGGUUCCUUUAAACACACUCACACACACACUUGGUCAGAGAUGCUGCACUUCUUGGAAGCAAGGACUCAAAGGCAAGGUGCACGCAGAGGACGUUUUGAGUCUGGGAUGAAGCAUGUACGUAUUAUUUAUAUGAUGGAAUUUCACGUUUUUAUGUAAGCAUGAAACACAGGCAGUAUGAGAGAAAGCAAGGCCCCAUCAUGCUGUCCGUACACUACGUAUGCUGUAGAGCCAUUUUGUAUGUUGUGUAAAACAAAAAGCAUUGAUCAAAAAGCAAAAGGUGAUGUAUGUAUAUGAGAAAAUUAAUUGUACGAUAUCAUUCCAGUACGUUUUGUUGUACAUUUUAGUCUUGUUUACUUUCUCUUCAUUGUUGAUAAGAGGAUGCGAACUGUACAGUUUCCAGCUAGUUACCCAUAUUAGAGAAGAAAUAAGAGAGUAUUAGAAGAAAACAGGAGAGAAAGAACAUUUGUGAAUUGCAGUUGUCAAAAAAACAAAAAAAUAGCCUAGCUGGCCUUAUUUGUGAAGCAUAAUUGCUUUUAGCAUAUGGAAGUAUUUUUUCACAUUUUCUUUGUAUAAAAUUUGUAUUAAACUUAAAUAUCUUUUUGA
This is a messenger RNA of Piliocolobus tephrosceles (Ugandan red Colobus), 5403 nucleotides long. It is a transcript of the gene ZMYND8, whose product is annotated as zinc finger MYND-type containing 8. The transcript is spliced from 24 exons. The coding region runs from base 346 to 3990 and encodes 1214 amino acids. NCBI's taxonomy places the organism in Eukaryota, Metazoa, Chordata, Mammalia, Primates, Cercopithecidae. The record is from RefSeq and is a predicted model, not a curated record. Gene Ontology annotation, cellular component: cytoplasm; nucleus. Gene Ontology annotation, molecular function: transcription corepressor activity; protein binding. Gene Ontology annotation, biological process: regulation of DNA-templated transcription.